Molecule: messenger RNA, 1805 nt
Organism: Fusarium graminearum PH-1
Lineage: Eukaryota; Fungi; Ascomycota; Sordariomycetes; Hypocreales; Nectriaceae
Product: mannose-1-phosphate guanyltransferase
Exons: 4
Coding region: 257-1351 (364 amino acids)
Biological process (GO): GDP-mannose biosynthetic process; cell wall mannoprotein biosynthetic process
Cellular component (GO): cytoplasm
Molecular function (GO): mannose-1-phosphate guanylyltransferase (GTP) activity; GTP binding
Source: RefSeq, a predicted model, not a curated record
CCUCCUCCCCUUUCCUCUCCGCCUCUGACUUUUUGACUUUGACCUUGACUCUCAUCCAACUUUGAAAUCUCUCGAGAUACCCCAAUACCCUCUAACUUUUUUACCUACCUAUUCUAAUUUAAUCCUGUCGAGGUUUCUUCCUUCUUUUCAGGACCUCGCUGCUGUCACUCUCUGUUCUUCACAUUCGCUGUUCUGCUAGCUACUCUUACCACCUUUGCUCUUAGCACUUUCAGCUUAGCUUCUCAAUACCGCAAUCAUGAAGGGACUUAUUCUCGUCGGUGGCUACGGCACCCGUCUUCGCCCUCUCACCUUGAGUGUUCCCAAGCCCCUCGUCGAGUUUGCCAACAAGCCCAUGAUUGUGCACCAGAUUGAGGCGCUGGUCGCAGCUGGUGUUACUGAUAUCGUCCUCGCUGUCAACUACCGACCUGAGGUCAUGGAGAAGUUCCUAGCAGAGUACGAGGAAAAGUUUGGCAUCAACAUCGAAUUCUCCGUCGAGACUGAACCCCUCGACACCGCCGGACCCCUGAAGCUUGCUGAGCGUAUUCUCGCCAAGGACGACUCUCCCUUCUUCGUCCUCAACUCCGACGUUAUCUGCGACUUCCCCUUCGAGGAUCUCCUGGCCUUCCACAAGAGCCACGGUAACGAGGGUACCAUUGUCGUUACCAAGGUCGAGGAGCCCUCCAAGUACGGUGUCGUUGUCCACCAGCCUGGACACCGCUCUCUGAUUGACCGAUUCGUUGAGAAGCCCGUCGAGUUCGUUGGCAACCGUAUCAACGCUGGUCUCUACAUCUUCAACACCUCCAUCCUCGACCGCAUUGAGCUUCGCCCAACUUCGAUCGAGAAGGAGACAUUCCCCGCCAUGGUCAAGGACAAUCAGCUCCACUCUUUCGACCUUGAGGGUUUCUGGAUGGAUGUCGGUCAGCCCAAGGAUUUCCUCAGCGGUACCUGCUUGUACCUUUCUUCCCUCACAAAGAAGGGCAGCAAGGAGCUCACCUCUCCCAGCGAGCCUUUCGUCCACGGCGGAAACGUCCUGAUCGACCCCUCAGCCAAGAUUGGCAAGAACUGCAGAAUUGGACCCAAUGUCACCAUUGGCCCCAACGUCGUCAUCGGUGACGGUGUCCGUCUGCAGCGAUGUGUCCUGCUCAAGGGCUCCAAGGUCAAGGACCACGCCUGGGUUAAGUCCACCAUUGUUGGCUGGAACAGCACCAUUGGUCGAUGGGCUCGCCUCGAGAACGUGACAGUUCUUGGUGACGAUGUCACCGUCGGCGACGAGAUCUACGUCAACGGUGGCAGCGUCCUCCCCCACAAGUCUAUCAAGGCCAACGUUGACAUUCCUGCCAUCAUCAUGUAAGGAACGUUUCUCUUCACGAUUUUACGUUCACGUUCUACUGCAAGUCUGUUGGAGGACACACCAGCAGGCUUUCCAAUCUACACUAUAAUCUCUCACGCGACAUGGACGAGGAAAAAGGAAAUCGAACAAAAUUCACCACUCUGGGAUGGUGUGCUGGCCACCUUUCUUUAUACCAAGGCGGCCUGGCGGGAAAGGAUUUAAAGAGCCUGUCGCGCCAUCUAUCUUAAUACUUUUGUGCAGUUGUCUCAUGCCCUAUUAUGCGUGUUUAUCAGGCGUCAAGGUCGAUAUUUACAGGAGGCAGGUAGGCGAGCAAGCCAUGGAAGGACAAGACAAGAACGGACAGUUGGGCAAGCAGGGUUAUGGCAGCGAUCUGAGGAAGCCGUGUACAAUGAAUGCUUUUGUUACCAGUUAUUGAAUUAAAGAAGGUGGUGCGAUACCAUUUGAAACUUUAUUU